UUACCGGUAAUUGAAAAAGCGACAUGCGUGCGACUGCACUGCUCAUUUGACAGUGCACCAUCUCCCAUUCGACUCGAUCAAUUUGCAUCGCAUACAUCCAUUGCAACAAGGCUGGCUGGCUGGCUGACAGAGCGCAUAAUCUUAUCAGCUGUUGUAUUUUGUGCUGUGAUCGGCGGUGUUUUUCCUGCGGUCGGCUUCCUGCUUCGAACAAACGGCAUCUCGUAAGCGAGCAGUUUACUUUCACUUUCUGGAGGCGAUUUGCUUCCGCCCCAACACAAUCGAGAGCUCACAAGGAACUGGUUUGAUACACCCGAAACCGUAACCCGGUUCUCCACAGAGCAGCAACAGUGGAAACGAUUGUGCUCAUUACUUGCUCGCACUGCUUACGUGGAGCACACCACAGGUCGGUUUGUUCGCAGGUGGGGGCAAAUACAAAAUUUGCCCAAUAAUAGUGUGUUUCUUCUAAACGAUCCUCGUGCGUAUUCCCGUGUGUCAUUAGUUUGCCCUUCCGCGGUGUACGUCCGACAGUGUAAAACCGCGGUUUUUUUUGUUGUUGUUGUUCGUAAGUCCAAAGGUCAACGGUCGCCCCCAAAUGAACAUGACUCGCUUGAUUCAAUCUCGAACCGCAGCUACACCACUCGGGAGACUGCUUACAUCAGCCAGUACAACAGCAGCAGCUGGCAAAAUGGUUCCCAACACUACCCACCAAACCUACGGAACAUCGGCGGCAACGGCCGGACCGCUGGCACUCCAACGCCAGCCCGUACCGAAGCUCUCCGAUACGAUGCAGAAGCUGGUACGAUCGAUCGAACCGCACGUCGAUACAAACACGCUGGCCGGAACCAAGCGUGCGAUCGAGCAGUUUAGCGCACCGGGAGGAGUGGGCCAAAAGCUGCAAACCUUGUUGGAGCAACGUGCCGCCCAAAAGGAUAGCUGGCUUGCCGACUGGUGGCUGCGCAGUGCGUACAUGGAGUACAGGGAUCCGGUCAUUGUGUACUCUAGCCCGGGUCUUGUCUUCCCGAAGGCCAACUACGCAACGCUCGACGGGCAGCUGCAGUACGCGGCCAAAAUGGUUUCGGCUGCGCUCGCCUACAAGAUGCUUAUCGAUGGUGGAAAGAUUAAGCCCGAAAUGAUGGGCAAGAUCCCGCUGGACAUGUCGCAGUACGAGAAGAUCUUCGGCACUUGCCGCAUUCCGGGGAGGGAACGCGAUUCCGUACAGUACAACCCGCGGUCGAGGCACAUUGUGGUUGCGUGCAAUAACCACUACUAUCGGGUGCCAGUCUUCACCUCCGCUGGCGGCCUAGCGAGCGAGGGCCAAAUUUUGGUAGAAUUGAAAAAGAUCGCUACCAAGGAAGGUAACGCACGGGCCAGCCCCGUUGGCAUCUUGACCGCCAACCACCGGGACAGCUGGGCACGAGCGUACGAAACGCUGAUGGCCGAUCCGACCAAUCGAGCCGCUGUGGAAUCGAUCCAGCAGGCACUGUUUGUGCUUUCGAUCGAUCGCGAACUUCCCCAGAAGCCUGGAACGGAUCAUAUCGUAACGGCAAGCGAUCUGCUAAUCCACGGCGGCGGUUCGAAUGCGAACGGUGGUAACCGAUGGUACGACAAAACGAUCCAGCUGGUCGUAGCACCGAACGGUAUCAACGGCCUAACGUACGAACAUUCGCCAGCCGAAGGACAACCGAUAGCGAUAAUGACGGACUUUCUGCUCGAGUACAUCAACGGCGGCAAGCGUCUCAACACGGUGGAUCAGGCGGAACUGCAAGAGGGUGCAGUUAAGCUGACCAUUAACGUAACGCCGGCCCUACAGUCCGAAAUCGAACAGGCGGCCGGAUUCGUGGACAAACUGACCUCGGACAUACAGAUGGACUAUCUGCACUUUACCGACUACGGAAAGGGGUUCAUCAAGACGCAGCGCAUGAGCCCGGAUAGCUACAUCCAGAUGGCCAUUCAGUACGCGUUCUAUCGCCUGCAUCGCACACCCGGCGCACACUACGAAUCGGCCCAUAACCGGAUGUAUCUGCACGGUCGCACCGAAACGAUACGCUCCUGCUCGGUGGAGUCGAUUGCUUUUGCACGCGCGAUGCUCGAACCGGGCCAGGACGGACGGACCAAGCUGGAAGCUAUGAAAGCUGCCAUAAACGCACACAAAGCGUACGUGUCGAUGGCCAUCCAAGGGUACGGCGUGGAUCGCCAUCUGCUCGGGUUGAAGCUUACCGCGAAGGAGCAUGGGCUCACGGUGCCGGAACUGUUCUCCGACCAGGGCAUUCAACGGAGCGCUCAUAUGCGGCUUUCCACGAGCCAGGUGGCAUCGCGGUACGAUGCAUUCAUGUGCUACGGACCGCUGACGCAGGACGGUUACGGAUGCUGCUACAAUCCGAAGGAGGACGAUAUGUGGUUCGGUGUGUCGGCUUUCCGCUCCAACAAGGAAACGGAUCUGGCACGGUUCCGGGUGAGCCUGCAGGAAGCGUUGCGUGAAAUGUACGAAGUGUUGGUUACGUACGGCGAGAAGCCUAAAGCCAAGCUGUAAACCACCUGACCUGGCGACCCCCCUCCUCCUCACAACGCAUCCAGUCUUUUCUGUUUUUCGAGCCUUUGCUGCAACAGUGGCCUAUGGAUGAAGGUUUUAGAAGUUGUUUUGAUUAAUUUUAAGUGAAAGUGUUUCUUAUCCUGUUGCCUUCUGGAGAGUGUAUCCUAACCAAUAAAACUGACUGAUUUUUCAAUAAAAUUCAACCGGUGAUGGGUUUUCUAGUAUUCUUCUAAA
This is a messenger RNA of Anopheles stephensi (Asian malaria mosquito), 2764 nucleotides long. Its product is annotated as carnitine O-acetyltransferase-like. Lineage: Eukaryota; Metazoa; Arthropoda; Insecta; Diptera; Culicidae. Gene Ontology annotation, biological process: carnitine metabolic process, CoA-linked. The record is from RefSeq and is a predicted model, not a curated record. Gene Ontology annotation, molecular function: carnitine O-acetyltransferase activity. The coding region runs from base 593 to 2530 and encodes 645 amino acids. The transcript has a single exon. Gene Ontology annotation, cellular component: peroxisome.